This is a messenger RNA of Dioscorea cayenensis subsp. rotundata (Guinea yam), 1390 nucleotides long. Its product is annotated as pentatricopeptide repeat-containing protein At4g21190. The coding region runs from base 1 to 1155 and encodes 384 amino acids. The transcript is spliced from 8 exons. Gene Ontology annotation, molecular function: protein binding. Lineage: Eukaryota; Viridiplantae; Streptophyta; Magnoliopsida; Dioscoreales; Dioscoreaceae. The record is from RefSeq and is a predicted model, not a curated record.
AUGGCGGUGAUGGAGGUCUCUCUAUUCGCGAACGCGGGCGCUGGAGUUCCUCCCCGCCGCUUCGUUGGUCUCUCUUCGCCGGAGACGAAGAAGAAGAGAUCUUUGGGCGUUGUUUUCGUUCGGAGAAACAGUAUGAAUUGGGAACAAAGUUUGAACUUUUGUUUUGAAAUGGUGAUGAGAUUAAUGGAAGGUGCCACUGUUUGUUUCCGCAUUUGUGUCCCGCCAGAACUAUUAAUUUUGUGCAAUGACUCCGGAAAAUUGAACUCUUUAGUGGUAUGUGAUGCAAGAGGUCCUCGACCGAGAUAUCCUCGUGUAUGGAAAUCCCGGAAAAGAAUUGGCACCAUUUCAAAGUCACAAAAGCUUGUUACUUGUAUAAAAGGACUUUCAAAUGUCAAGGAGGAGGUCUAUGGUGCCCUUGAUUCUUUUGUUGCAUGGGACUUGGAAUUCCCUUUGAUCGUAGUGAAGAAGGCAUUGAAAACGCUUGAGGAUGAAAAAGAGUGGAAGAGGAUAAUUCAAGUGAUAAAGUGGAUGUUGAGCAAAGGGCAAGGGAAGACGAUGGGGAGUUAUUAUACAUUAUUAAAUGCUCUAGCCGAGGAUGGAAGGCUUGAUGAAGCUGAAGAAUUGUGGACUAAGAUUUUUUCAAGAAAUUUGGAAUGUCUGCCUCGUGUUUUCUUUGGCAAGAUGAUAUCAAUAUACUACAAGCAUCAGAUGUAUGAGAAGAUAUUUGAGGUAUUUGCUGAUAUGGAAGAACUAGGUGUCAGUCCUGAUAAAAGGAUUGUAGAUUUGAUGGGUAAUACCUUCCAAAAACUGGGCAUGCUGGACAAAUACGAGAAGUUACAUGAGAAGUAUCCACCACCCAAAUGGGAAUACCGGUACAUCAAAGGCAAGCGUGUGAGGAUCAAAAUGAAAAAUCUAAUCGACAGUUAUGGUGAGGAGCCUGAGUAUAAUCUUCUCAACCAGGAUGCAGAAUCAUCCUCCGACCCAGAUGAUCUACAAAAGACACGACAUCAAGGUGUAGGGAUCAAAGUGGAACAUCUGACUGACUCUGAAGGGGAGCAAGAUCUUCAAAUCCGUUCCGGUGAGGAGCCUGAGCAUAAUCCUCUCGAUCACGAUGCAGAAUCAUUCUCUGACCAAGAUGAAACGGAAAACAUCUAACGGACUCCGAUGAGAAGCAGCAAGAUGAACACCAAGUACAACUUGAAGCCAACCACAAACAACCUAACAUUGCAAAUCCUUAAGAGAUUAACAUCAUUGUGCAUCUCUCUGACUGUUUCAUGGAAAACCUGUAUUUUAUCUGAUAUCUAAUUGUACUCUGAUCACAUUCCAAUGUUUUUGGUUAAAAAUCAUAGAUCUGCGUGAAGCAUAAAGCAGAAAAAGCUAAAUAUGGUCA